AUGGCGUCCAGGGGUGGUGGAUCCAUAGGCCGAGGUGCAGGCAGGGCUCAGGGCAGCGCACCGGGAUCUCCACCACGACCUAUGCAGGGGCGAGUAGGGGAUGGACCGGGUGGAGCCGGCGCGAUCUUCGUUGGGGGGUUGCUUACCGUACCGGCGCCGACCUCUCGUCGCUCUUUCCGUUACGACGGCCCUCGGCCCCCUCCUUCGGGGCAGACGCCGACACAGCCGGAGAGCGGCAGUGAGGAGGAGGAUGAGGAGGAGGAUGGUGAGGGCGAGAAGGAGGAGAACACUGAGGGGAGCGGGGAUGACAGCGAGGCGGCGUGGGACCCAGAGACGCAUGGCGGUGGGGAGGGGGGAGAUGAUGAUGAUGAAGACCACGAGAUGGAUGGGUUGGAGCCAGAGGGGCGGGAGGAGGAGGUGGGAGAGGGUGGUGGAAGGGCGGCGACAGAGGCGGGAUCACAGCAUGUGCGUGAAGGGGGGGGGAGCGUGGGGGUUAAGGUGGGAGGGGGAAAGGCCGUGACCAUUAGGGAGCCGAAGCAGAGGAAGAAAGCGAACAAGUUGAGAGAGCGGGCGUAUCCCUGCACGUUCACUGGGGAGCCCUUGGGCGAGGGUGUGAUUCCACCCGAGUUCCUAGACGAGGACGGAGGAUCCGAGAGGGGCUACAAGGGAGUGCCGGAUGGCUACGUCUAUCAGUGGCCACAUGCCAAGACUUGGCCGCAGCUCGCCAAGGGGAAAGCGAUGGCAACUGGUGGAGGUGAUGGGUCAGGAGGGAUCGAGCGGUGGAUGACAGCAAAACUGACCUCGGUGCAGCUACGGCAGGCGAUCACGAAGCUGGUGGUCACCUGCGACCUCCCCUUCCGCAUCGUCGAGGCCGAGGCUUUUCGUGAGCUACUCAUCCUGUUGAACCGCAACUGCGCGCAAAAAAACUUCAUCCCCUCGCGCUGGACGGUUUCCCGCGACACAGUGGUCUAUUCGGCUGCUGCUCUUCAGUCAGCCAUCGCGGAGAUGCUGGCGAAGGAGGGGGAGCUGGGGUGCAGGGUGUCGUUCACCAUCGACAUGUGGACGUCACCCAACAACAGGGCGUGGCUGGUGGUAACGGGUCACUGGAUCGACGAGGGUUACCAGCUGCGCACAAUGGUGUUUGAAUUCCGGGAAAUUCACGGGCGGCACACGGGCAAGCAGAUGGCGAGGGUGGUUGAGGACACGGUGGUGCAGUGGGGGUUGGAGACGCGUUGUCUUGGGUUCACCUCAGACAACGCCUCUAGCAACACUGCCGCUUUCAGGUGGAUGUCGGAGGAGGGUGGUGGCCAGUGCUUCUUCAACUCGCGCAUGCACUUCCGGCGGCACUCGCUGUGA
This is a messenger RNA of Closterium sp. NIES-65, 1356 nucleotides long. The record is from the annotation of a GenBank genome assembly. Lineage: Eukaryota; Viridiplantae; Streptophyta; Zygnematophyceae; Desmidiales; Closteriaceae.